GGCGCUUGUCCGAAUCAUUAGUUUGUAAAAAUCAGCGCAUAAACAUCAUGGCAGAGGAAAAUAAGUCAAAAAAGUUCGUUUGGCAGAAUGAUGAGACUUAUCUCCGAACUGUUGAAAAAGAAGUCUUGAUACCAAAGAAGAUGCGAGAUAAAGCUAAAGUACGAUGUGCUGAGUAUGUCGAUGCUUUCACCUCUUGUUGUCGUGAGAAGGGAUUACUGAUGGCCGUGCAGUGUAGGGAACAAAAUAACGCAUUGAAAAACUGCCUCACAAACUACUAUAAAGAUCCAGAAUUCUUUGAGAUGUGCAAACAGGAGUACCUUGCAGAGAGGGCCGAGUUCAGAUCCACCGGAAUCACACAGAAGAAGAAGAAGCUACUAAAGGAGCAGCAAGAACAACGAGAGCAAGCAACGUAAUCCUUAGAGAUCUUCAUUUAUAAUUGAGAUUCUUUAUGGAGGUAGUAAUAUGGACAGAGGUUUUAAAAACAGACAUGUACGGAUAGAGUGUUUAGAUCUUCCCACCAUGGUCACUCGGUAAACUCACGCACGGGGAUAUAAACACCAAGCUGGCAACAGCCAAUAUCUCCUCAUCACACAUUGGUUUAUCGUCUCAUUUAUAAUUGAGAUUCUUAAUGGAGGUUUUAAUAUGGACAGAGGUUUUCGAAACUAACAUGAACGCUUCUGUAUGGAUAGAGUGUUUAGAUGAUCUUCCCACCAGGGUAACUCUGCAAACUCACACACAGGGAUAUAAACAACCAAGAUGGCAACAGCCAAUAUCUCCCCAUACAAACAUUGGUUUACCAUCUCAUUUGUAAUUGAGACCCUUAAUGGAGGUAGUGAUAUGGACAGAGGUCAGAGGUCAAACUGACAUGAAGUAGCUGUAUGGAUAGAGUGUUUGUUCGAUUGUUUAGACGUUUUUCCUACCAAGAAAACUUGGCAAACGCCCCCAGGGGGAUAUAAACACCAAGCUGGCAACAGCCAAUCUCUCUCAUACACACAUUGGUUUAAUGUCUUUGAUUAUGAAUUGCACAAAUUAAGAAAUUGGGAUUCAAUAACUAAACAACAAGACUCAUUCUAGCCAUUGUGAAAUCAGCGGUUAGCCUGGUAGGAUUUGAACCUACAGCCUUGUGAUUGCAAAUCAUGCAGUCCUUUAGACACUGGACAAUAUUGACUGACAGGAGCUGAGAAAUUUCAUCCGAGUUCAGGCUUUUUUAGUCUGCCUGUUAAACAAAAACGUGCUGUAAUUUUCUCAAAGUAAAAAGAGUCCGACUCUUUGACCUACUUCUCCAUCACUGACGAUUUGGUUCCAAGAAGCUCCUUCGAUCUUAGUUUCAGACCUCCGCAAGGAAAGACUCUCACCUUACCCAAGGUCUUAUUUCGGACAGGCAUUUCCUUUUACAUCGUCGUCGCGAUAAGUUGUCGGGGAGGUCAGUUUACAUUACAAGCCUAAUUUGGUCAUUCUAAAGAACAAUUUAGGUACUUAAAAAACGUCCAACAGCGGAAUUACAUCACACAUAAGGAUAGAUCCACUGCUCCCUUCUCUUGGGAUUGGGGCACAUACUUUAUUAGGUAGUGACUACCUAAAUCAUGCUUAGUCAGAAAACACAAACAAAAUUAAAGGAAAUAUCAAGGAAAACUGUCAAGUGGAUUUAUUACAAAAUGUGUAACAAUUAUAAACGUUGAUCAUUUAUAAAAUAAAUUGUGUACUUUAAAUAUAACCAAAAAAAGUUUGUCUCUGAAUUUCUUCUUGUUCAAAUAAUUAAUGUAAUAAUUCUAGCUGUAACUGACUAAGAAUCAUCAUUUUGAGAAAAGAGUAAAAGAAGUCACAAAAUAAUUUUCGACUCAGUGAGACGAAAAU
Messenger RNA from Asterias rubens (European starfish), 1854 nucleotides. Its product is annotated as COX assembly mitochondrial protein homolog. Gene Ontology annotation, cellular component: mitochondrion. The transcript is spliced from 4 exons. The record is from RefSeq and is a predicted model, not a curated record. Bases 48 to 413 code for a protein of 121 amino acids. Lineage: Eukaryota; Metazoa; Echinodermata; Asteroidea; Forcipulatida; Asteriidae.